Lucilia sericata (common green bottle fly) is the source of this 3886-nucleotide messenger RNA. RefSeq lists its product as uncharacterized. The transcript has a single exon. Gene Ontology annotation, biological process: proteolysis. The annotation marks the transcript as partial. The record is from RefSeq and is a predicted model, not a curated record. Lineage: Eukaryota; Metazoa; Arthropoda; Insecta; Diptera; Calliphoridae. Gene Ontology annotation, molecular function: aspartic-type endopeptidase activity.
AUGGAACAAUUAAGGAAGAAACGCACACAAUUGAAAAAGUCGGUGAUAAAAUUGUAUAAUUUCAUAUCUGGCCAUAACGUGAGUUACAACGAUAUAAAGGUACGUAUGGAGGAAUUUGAAAAUGUUUUUAUGAAAUACAAGGACAUUCAAGAUGAGAUUGAUAGCUUAUGCGAUAAAGAUUCUGACAUUCAAAAGGAAGAUGCAUACCGCAAUGAAAUUGAUGAAAUGUAUUUUACGGCUAAAUCCAUAUACACGUCAUAUACUCAGGAAAAUUUGGAUAGUACGGUAAUUGAGGGAGCAGCUGCAAGUACUCCACAACUUAAUAAUGAUUUGACGGCAUUAUUACAGACAAUGUCAACAACAUUGACAUCUGUCGUUAACUUACAGUCAUCUGGCAUGAAUAAUUCGAACAUUAAUAACAACAAUUCGAGUAUACGUUUACCUCAAAUUGAGAUUCCAGAUUUUGAUGGCAAUUUAUCAAACUGGAUUCGGUUCAGGGAUUUAUUCAACGCCAUGGUUGAUGCUAGAACAAAUUUAUCGGACGUUGAGAAGCUAGAGUAUCUCCAGACGAAACUCAAGGGCGAAGCAUCGUCGAUAAUUAAGCAUUUAACUCCUACGAACGGUAAUUAUAGAAUAGCUUGGGACAUAGUGAAGAAGAAGUACGACAGACCAGAUCAAAUAAAGGAGACAUAUAUUAGAUUACUUUUGACUCAGCCUUCGGUCAAGAAUGGUACAUUGUCGGAGAUUAGAAAAUUUUACAACAACACUAUUGAGUGCUAUAAUGCUCUUUCUGUCUUAUAUGAAUCCGUGGCUUCGUGGGAUCCAUUAUUGCUAUUCUUGAUAAAGGAGAAGUUAGAUCGGGAAACAAUUACGCUGUGGUAUCGUCAGCAGAAUGAUAUUGAUAGGCAGUCAUUUAAGAAGUUAUUAGAUUUUUUGGAAAGUCGUGUAAUAGAGUUGGAAAGUUUGGAAAUACCUGAUCAGUCAUCUAAGUUCAGGAAACCUAAUAAAUUUGUUACAAUGACAGCAACAACUCAAUCGUGUCCAGUCUGCCAAAAAGAUCAUUUUUUAUUUGCAUGCCAACAGUUUAAGGAUCUGAAUAUCGAAAGACGCAAGAACGUCGUUCUCAAAAGUGGUUUUUGUUUGAAUUGUCUAAAGGAAAAACAUUUUUCUAAGGAUUGUAAGUCUAGUUCCUGCAGAACUUGUGGCUUGAAACACAACACAUUGUUGCAUGUUAAUACUAAUCCAUCAAGAGGCAACGCUGAACAGUCAAGUGACGAUACUAAUGGCUCUUCUUCAAUUACGGUAAAUUCAAGUCAGCAGACUACAACAAAUCAGACUACACUUCUGCCAACAGCGGUAAUCAUGGUGCGUGAUAGGAACAAUAGCUUGCAACCAUGCAGAGCUCUUGUAGAUACCGGUGCCCAAUCAACGCUCAUUUCGGAAUCAUGCGUUCAGCGACUUCAGUUGAAUAGGUCGCAUGAUAAAACUGCUCUAUGUGGAGUUGGUGGAAACACUACAAGUUACACCAGGGGAAAAGUACAAUUGGAAAUCUUCGCUAAGGAUAUCAACAGAACAAUCAUAGUUCAGACUUAUUGCUUAUCGAAUCUGACACAAUAUAUUCCGUCACAUACGAUAGUGAACCAGAAGCUCGAAUAUUUUAAAGAUUUGAAACUGGCCGAUCCUGUUUACCAUAAACCAAACCACAUCGACAUCAUUUUAGGAGCUGACGUUUUUCCCCAUUGUAUAUUAGGGGAAAAGGUAUCCCAUCCAUCAGGUUCUCCAACAGCACUUAGCACAAUAUUCGGUUGGGUGAUUAUGGGAAAUGUCAACAGACAACCCGAAAAGUCCAUUAUGAUUGCCCAUCUACAUACUGGCUUGGACGAACAACUUCAACGUUUUUGGGAGAUAGAACAAUGUGAUGUUCAAUCAAAGCAUUUAACUCCUGAUGAGGAACAUGCCGAACAACAUUUCAAGGAAAAUGUCCGGAAACAACCUGAUGGACGAUAUAUGGUGAAACUUCCGUUCAAAGCUAAUUCUUUUCAACUUGGUGAAUCGAAGACAGCGGCAAUGCGAAGACUUGAAUCCAUGGAACGACAGUUUGACAAGAAUGGUAAUCUCAAGGUCGAGUUCCACAAAUUCAUGAACGAAUACAUAGAGCUCAAUCACAUGGAAAUUGCAACUAAUAAAACGGAACAUCAAGUUUACUACAUGCCACAUCACGCAGUUUUGAAACCAUCAAGUACCACUACCAAAUUACGCGUUGUUUUCGAUGCAUUUUGCAAAAGUUCAAACAACACAUCGUUGAAUGAUCAUCUCCUUGUUGGACCUACAGUACAAAAUGAUUUGUAUUCGAUUCUGCUAAACUUUCGAAAACACAAGAUAGGUUUUACCGCAGACAUCGAGAAGAUGUACAGACAGGUACUCAUACAUCCAGAUGAUAUAUCAUAUCAGAGUAUUUUAUGGCGUGAUUCUCCAAAGGAUCCACCCAUCACAUAUCAUCUCAGGACAGUUACACAUGGAACUGCAUCGGCUCCAUUUCUAGCUACCCGUACGUUAAUGCAAGUUGCUCUUGAUAACUCACAGAAGUAUCCAGAAGAGUCUAACGAGAUCAUCAACAAGUUUUACGUAGACGACUACAUGUCUUCCGCUCCAGACUUAGAAUCGGCUAUUUCACGUCAUAGGACCCUAUGCACAGUUUUAUCCAAAUCAGGUUUCAACCUUCGCAAAUGGUCAACGAACUCAAGGGAAUUGUUGGAUAAAAUUGAUCCUCAAGAUCGAGCUUGUUCAUCAGAGCUGAUAAUUGAUCAGUCAGAAACGGUAAAAACUCUAGCACUGCUUUGGAACACAUCAACGGAUUGUUUUCAAUACAGCGUGUGUUUUGGCGAAAUUACUGGAAUAAUCACGAAACGUCGCGUGCUAUCGGAUAUUUCAAGAAUUUACGAUCCAAUUGGCUGGCUAUCUCCGGUGUUAAUUAAAAUGAAAAUCUUCAUGCAAAAACUUUGGAUUAAAGGUGUCAAUUGGGAUGAAGAUCUACCAAGUGAUCUUAAAGCGGAAUGGCUACAACUUCAACAUCAAGUUGAGAACAUACGUGAUCUACAAAUUCCCAGAUGGUUUAAUUUCAACGUUGAAGAUCGUAUUGAACUUCACGGAUUUGCAGACUCAUCGGAAUUAGCCUAUUCUACUGCUAUUUAUAUUCGUGUCAUAAAACCAGAUGGAUCAAUAACAACUAGUCUAAUAACAUCGAAAACCAGAGUUACCCCGAUUCGACAAAUAACACUUCCACGCUUAGAGCUUUGUGCAGCUCAUCUCAUGGUGAAAGUUAUGGUUAAAGUGAAACAAGCUUUAGAAUUGCAGAAUGUACCUACAUAUGGUUGGACUGAUUCAACUGUCGUACUAGCAUGGUUGAGUGAUCAUCCACGGCGGUGGAAAACCUUCAUUGCAAAUAGAACAUCUCAUAUUAUCAACAUAAUUCCAGCAAGUCAAUGGCGUCAUAUUACAUCGAAACAAAAUCCAGCCGAUUUAGCUACGCGUGGCAUCUCUUCAUCGGAAAUUAAAGACAACAGUUUAUGGUGGCAAGGGCCACACGUUUUGCAAGGUUUUACAAUGGAAGCUUCAACAAUGUCAACAGCAUCUAUCCCAUCGAACAUUGAUUUAGAGGAACGCAAGGUAAUCGCAACAGCAACAUCCGUCAAGCAAACAGAUUUGUUUCACCUAUUCUCAAGUUAUGACAAGCUACUUCGUGUAACUGCUCUGAUUUUACGUUUUUUUGGUAAUUGUAAAUGCAAAUCUCAACGUCAAACUGGUUUCCUCACUACGACGGAGCUUCAAAACGCUCACAGAAUGCUUGUAAGAAAAGCUCAACAUGAAACAUAUGCAGCGGAAAUUC